Molecule: messenger RNA, 5983 nt
Organism: Eriocheir sinensis (Chinese mitten crab)
Lineage: Eukaryota; Metazoa; Arthropoda; Malacostraca; Decapoda; Varunidae
Product: protein angel homolog 2-like
Exons: 2
Coding region: 1134-3314 (726 amino acids)
Molecular function (GO): 3'-5'-RNA exonuclease activity
Source: RefSeq, a predicted model, not a curated record
UCAACCUAAGUUCAUUAGUAAAAUUCAACCCACACCAGGAAAGGGGUCGCUGAAAAGUUCCAUUAUAUCAAGUUCAAUUCAAGUUCAACCCAAGUUCAUCAGAGUUCAACCCAAGUUCAUUAGUAAAGUUCAACCCACACCAGGAAAAGGGUCGCUGAAAAGUCCAUUAUAACAAGUUCACUGUUACUAAGUUCAACCCAAUUAAGUUCACUAUUACAAAGUUCAACCCAAUUAGGUUCACUAUUAUGAAGUUCAACCCAAGUUCAUCAUUGAGGUUCAACCCAAGUCCAGUAUAAAAGUCAACCCACACCAGGAAUUGGGCCACUGAAAAGUUCCAUUAUUUCAAGUUCAAUUAAGUUCACUAUUAUGAAGUUCAACCCAAGUUCAUCAGUUCAACUCAAGUUCAUCAGUAAAGUUCAAAACACAUUGGGAAAAGGGCCGCUGAAAAGUUCUAUUAUUUCAAGUUCAACUCGAGUUCAUCAGUAAAGUUUAACCCAAGUUCAUCAAAGUUCAACCCAAGUUCAUCAUUAAAGUUCAAGCCACACCAGGAAGGGGGCUGCUGAAAAGUUCCAUUAUUUCAAGUUCACUGUUACAAAGUUCAACCCAAUUAAGCUCACUAUUGUUAAGUUCAAGCCAAGUUCACUAUUACUAAGUUCAAGCCAAGCCCAUUAUUACUAAGUUCAACCUAAGUUCAGUAUUACAAAGUUCAACCCAGGUUCAUUAUUACAAAGUUCAACCCAGACUCACUGUUACAAGUUCAACCCAAGUUCAUUAUUACAAGUUCAACCCAAGUCCAUUAUUUCGAAGUUCAGUGUCAAGAUCAUUAUUAUAAAGUUCAAGCUAGGUCCAUUACUUCGCAGUUCGGUGUCAAGUUCAUUAUUUCAAAGUUCAUUAUCAAGUUCAUUAUAUCGGGGAGCUUGACCUUUUUUUCUGUGUUGACCUCGUGGUGACCUUAUACUGACCUUGCUGAGUGACCUGUGCUGGGUCGUCUGAUACUACUACUACUACUACUACUACUACUACUACUACUACUACUUUCCCGGCCUUUCCGAGCCACCAACGGCACUGCCCUUUUUUUUUUUUUUUUUUUUUUUUUUCUCUCUCUCUCUCUCAGUUGCUUCAGCUGCUAAACAAUGAGCGGCUGCUGCAUGCCUGGGUGGCUGGCGCGGCGGCUGGUGGCGGGCGCGUGCUGGGUGGGGCGUGAUGCAGCAGGCCACUGGCGGCUGUGUGACGGGGCGGCGGGGCAGCUGAGGGUCCGGGGCAUGGCGGCCAAGCGGGGCGUGGAGGGGCUGUCCCCCGUGGGCCCCGCCAGGCACAGGAAGCGCGCGUGUGGCGGGGCGGUGGACGCCGGGGACUUCAUACCUUUCAACAGCGGCAGCCCCGCCCCGCCCUCACCCCCGGACCUGGGUGAGUUCAUCUUCAUCGACACCAACCCCACCCCGGUGCCUGACGCCCCUGUGCCCCCGUCCUGGCGCCGCGCCGAGGCCCCGGAGGUGGUGGUGGGCAGCCCCGCCGCGCCCAGCAGCCCCGGCAGCUCCGGCGACGCGGACAUCGCCGUGGUGUACGAGGGGCCGGGGCGGGGCGGGGCGGUUCGGACGACCAGCCCCCUUGUGACUCCGCGGCGGAGCUGCCACACGCGGGCGCGGCGGGGCAUCAAGACGCAGGCCCCGGCCGCCCCCGCGCUGGCCCCCCCCGAGGACGACGAUGAGGUGGAGGUGCUGGUGCAGGCUGCCGCCACCACCACCACCACCACCACGCAGGAGGUGGAGGUGAUCGACGUGGACAGUGUGGAGGAGGAGGAAGAGCCUGUGCAGGUGGAGGAGGAGACAGUGGAGAGUGAUGACGACGGCGGCGGCGGCGGCGUGGUGGAGACGGACGAGUACAGUGACGACGGCGGUGACGGCGCGGCGCGCGUGGCCAACGGGCGCCUGGAGGUGCGGCGCGCGGGGUUCGUGGCCCUGGGGGCGGUGGCCGUGGCGGGCCUGGCCAACACCAGCAUCGACCUGGAGGACGGCGUGCUGCGGCGGCGGCGGCGGCUGGAGGCAUUGCGGGCGUGGGACGAGACGGGCCUGGGGCGGCACGUGGCGCGGCACGGCCUGCGCGGCGGCGCGGUGCCGCUGACGGUGCUGAGCUACAACGUGCUGGCCCAGAGCCUGCUGCGCGGCAACGCGGGGCUGUACCGCGGCUGUGACGAGGCGCACCUCACCUGGGAGUACCGCUGGGCGCUGCUGCAGCACGAGGUGGAGUCCCUGGACCCCGACGUGCUGCUGCUGCAGGAGGUGGAGGCGGCGCACUACCACAGCCACUUCCUGCCCUGGCUGGCCGCGCGGGGCUACCGCGGCCUCUACAAGAAGCGCACGGGCGACAAGGCCGACGGCUGCGCCAUCUUCUACCGGCGCGAAGCCUGGCGCCUGGCGGAGCACCGCAGCGUGGAGUACCUGCAGCCGCACGCCCCCGCCGUGCUGGACCGCGACAAUGUGGGCCUCAUCGCCCGCCUGGAGCCGCGGGGCGCGGGCGGGGCCGGAGGUGCGGGCGUGGUGGUGGCCACCACGCACCUGCUGUACAACCCGCGGCGCCACGACGUGAAGCUGGCCCAGGCGGCGCUCAUGAUGGCCGAGCUGGACCGCCUGUGCUACCAGCGGCAGGAGGCGGGCCAGCCGGUGUACCUCCCUAUGGUGCUGGCCGGCGACCUCAACGCCGAGCCCCACAGCGCCGUGAUCUCCUUCCUGCGCGACGGCCGCCUGCACUACGAGGACCUGGCGGCACGCACGCUGGUGCGUCACGGCGGCGGCGGCCACAGCGCCAGGCUGGGCCCCGCGCUGCUGCCCGCGGCGCUGGGCAUCACGGCGGCCUGCCAGCACGCCGCGCUGGCCCAGGGCCGCUGGCUGGAGAGCCAGAGCGGGCCGCUCUUCUCCCCGGCCGACAAGCGCCGCCUGGAGGAGGCGCUCAUCCACCUCCACCACAGCGACCGCCCCGACGCGCCGCGCCCCGCCACUGCCGCCGUGGACCCCCUGCUGUGCCCCGGCUGGCUGACUCACGGCUUCAUGUUGAACUCGGUGUACCGGGGUCGGCGGCAGGGCCGGGAGGGCGCCCCGGAGGUGACCACCUUCCAGGAGCGGUGGUGCUGCGUGGACUACAUGCUGUACUCGCGGCGCCGCGGCCCGGACGGCAUGCCCGUGGAGGGCCGCCUCAAGCUGCUGGCCCGCAUGGCGCUGCCCUCCGCGCGCCAGGCCCGGGACUACGGACCCAUGCCCUGCGACGUGUGCCCCUCGGACCACUUCCCCCUAGCCGCCAAGUUUAUGCUCACGUCCUGAACACACACACACACACACACGCACACACACACACACACACACACACACACACACACACACCACAAAGUAUAAAUCUCUCAAGCCAUCCAUCACUUUCCCGUAGAAGGUGCCGGGGAGUGUUUAGUGUUGGGGAAGGUGUGUGGGAGGGAGUCCUGUUACCCUGCCACACACCUGCCCUGCCUCCCCCCCUCCCCCUCCUCCACCACCCCACCAAGACUAAACACCAUUUUUUUGUGUUCAAGACCUCCCUUCUUCCCUCCACCUCCAGUACAAGGAAGUGGAGAAGAGGAGGUGGAGGAAGAGGGAGAGGGUGGGAUAAGAGGAGGAAAAGGAGGAGGAAGAAAUAAGUAAAUGGCAGGAUAAGAAGAGGAGGAAAAGGAAGAGGAAGAGGAAGAAAGGAGGAGGAGGUGGAAACAAGCAAGAGAGAAAACAUCACACACACACACAAACACACAAACACACAAACAGUAAACACAAACAAACAUACGUACAAACAAACGAAGCCCGACAAACGUACCUGAGCUAGUGUGUGUGUGUGUGUGUGCGUGUGUGCGUGCGUGCGUGCGUGUGUCCAGUACAAACUUCCUAGGCAUUAAAGGUUGUAAAUAUAUAUGAUUGUGUAGAUUGUAAUGAGAGAAUGGCCUUGUUGUUAUUAUUAUUAUUAUUAUUAUUAUUAUUAUUAUUAUUAUUAUGAAACUUUCCAACUUUUCUCAUUCAUUUUCCCGCUCUUCUUCAUCUCCUUCAUCCUCUAUCUCUCCCUCAUUAUCAAACCCAUCUAUUCAUGUGCGUAAAUUCAUGUGCGUUUAUCCAUGUGCGUACACGGUAAAUCCUCCGAGGGCAGCAGUGUAUGUGUGUGUGUGUGUGUGCAUCAACUGUGGUACAAAAUCUCACCCAGACAAAUGUUAAUAGUUGUAACCCAUUCGUCCGUAACUCGUAACCUGACAACACGAGAAAUUGUAUAGCUAAUGUAUUUUUUGCGUAUACAGUAUUGAUGGUGUGUGUGCGUGCGUAUGUGUGUGUGUGUGUGUGUGUGUGUGUGUGUGUGUGUGUGUGUGUGUGUGUGUGUGUGUGUUUUACGGCAGAGAAAACAGUGCAAGGGCGUUAAAAAAAUAUAUAUAUAUAUGAAAAAAAGAAAAGAAGUAACUGGCUUUUUUUUCAUAUUUUCUUUUUUUUUUGCACCCUUGCGCUGUUUCCUCCCCUGUGUGUGUGUGUGUGUGUGUGUUUGUGUGUGUGUGCGUGAAGGUAUCGAUACAUAUUUUUGUGUAUAGAAAUGCCAUGUGUGUGUGUGUGUGUGUGUGCGUGUGUGUGUGGCAGAAAUUAUACAUAUUCUUCUUUUAGUAUUGAAAUUGUGUGUUUGUGUGUUUGUGAAUUUGCACCUUUGAUUUUCUUGUUGUUUUUUACGUUUUGAAAUGUAACUGAUUUUGUCCUCUCUGUAUUGAAGACUCCGCAGUUGUGAGUGGAUACAUGAUUUUCAGUGGUAUUUUAUUUAUAUUUAUUUAUUGCUAUUUUCUUGGGCGUCACAUUGGUCGGUGUUGGUAAAGGCCUUGGAUAGAGAAUUAAGAGUCUCGGAAUAUAGGAUUUCAUUUGUUUUUCUAUCUCGACAACACACUAGUAUUUGUCAGUACAGGUAACUCGAUUUACGCGAGUGUUGUGUCCUGGAGGAGGUCGCGUAACUCAAAAACACUGUAAAUCCAACAAGAGGUCGGUUUGUACCUUUAUUGCCUACUGUAUCACUCUGACUCCUCUCCCUCUUGUGGUUCCUCCUCUGGCUGCCCUUCCCCUCGUGGUAGCACAGCAGCGAGGGUGUUGUUGUUGUUGUUGAGUUGCGGGGCAGCGUGGUUACUGUAUUGUUGUUCAAGUGGCGCGCGGGAAGAACUGAGCUCAGCUGUGUGGCCGUGUGAGUCCAGUUGCGUGAGACAUCUGGUGGCCACUCCUUAAAAUAUCGCGUAUAAGUGAAAAAAACAUGUCAAUUAAACAUUUAUUUGGAUUUUGGACCACGCGUUAAACCAAACUUGCGUAAAUCGAGAGUUACCUGUAAUUGUAGACUGGUUAAUCAGUAAGGCUUGUCUGGUCUCAUCUCAUGUCUUGUGGUGAAAUUGGACACAUUGGUAAAGGCCUUGAAUACAGGAUUAGGAGUGUCGGAACAUAAGAUUUCAUUUGUUUUUCUAUCUCGACGGCACACAAGUAUGUCAGUAAUUUUAGACGGGUUGAUCGGUAAGGCUUGUCUGGUCUCGUCUCAUGUCUUGUGGCGAAAUCGAACACAUGUAUUCUUCUUUUCAUAAACUUUUUCCGUUACGACAGUGUUGGUAAUUGCUUUUUUUUUUUAGAAAUUACAUCGGUUAUAGUUAAAUCUUGUUGCGUUUUCUUUUAUCUUGUGGCGAAAUCAGACACAUCCUCGGCUGUAUUCUUCUGUGUAUCAGACUUUCCGUUACGACAGUGUUGGUGAUUGUGUUUUUUCUUUUGAUUUCCAUCGGUUAUCGUUAAAUCUGUCUUGUUUUCCCUUCUUUUGUGGAGCUGUAAUUAAACACAUCCUAAGACUGUAUUAGUUUACCUAUAUUUUCUCUCUUGAAUAUUCACAAGCAGUAUUUAUAAAACUUCCCUUCGGUUAUCGUUAAAUCUGUCUUGUUUUCCUUUAUUUUGUGGAGCUGUAAUUAAACACAUCCUAAGAC